AACAUUAAGGAUGGCGAAUAAUUUAGAAGGGCUAGUGCUGGUGUUGUCGCUUUUUUGGGCAUGUGUAAUUGCAGUAGAGCAAGGAAGAUGGCAAUUUUCGCUGAAUCAGGACAAUGCAUAUGCCAUGGUACACAAGACCAUGUAUAAUAACACCCCUGUAUCAGUAAAAGUUGACUGCUCAAGUAAUGUGAAGAUAAGAGUACAGUGGAAGCUACGGUAUCUACCAUGCUAUAUAAGUGCAGCUGAAGGGGGAGACUCACAAGAACAAAAUUCUAAUAAUUUUUACAACAUGGAUCACAGUCCCCUUGUGGAGUUUGAAAACACACUAGGACAGAUAAGAGUCCAAACUAGUACUGGGAAUAAUACUGGAGAUUGUGGACAGCUAACAUUAAAGGAUGAGAGUGGUGCGCCAAUUAAUGUGAUACGAUUUACCACAACAAAUAUUACUGAAAAAGCCAGUGAUUCAAGUGAUAAAAGUGUAGGCUCAGAAGCUGGAAAGGCUGGUAAAGUCAAACGUCAAGCAACGCCUCCUUUAAAUGUGACCAAAACAAAAGCAGUAACGACUGCUGCAGUCACGGUAGCAGGGCCACAACCAGUAGAACAAAGUACAAAAGGUCAAACCAACAAGCCAAUGCCUGCUGGUAACAAGGAGGACACGUCAUAUGUGGCUCGUGCCUGGCAGGAUGGUACCUAUGUCUUUAUGAUAAAGGUGUCUUCAGAAGAAAAAUUUGAUGUAUCAGUGGAUAUCAGCAUUGAGAAUGCACAUGGUUAUCUAUCAGCUGUGGAUUGGCCACUUAUUAUUUUUUAUGGUGUCAUGUGCAUCAUUUAUGUGUUGUAUGGAUUAUUGUGGCUUAUCAUGUCAUUCUGUAAUUGGAAAGAUUUACUGAGAAUUCAGUUUUGGAUUGGAGCAGUCAUUUUCUUAGGAAUGUUGGAAAAAGCUGUAUUUUAUGCAGAAUAUCAGUCCAUCAACUCAACAGGAAAAUCUGUAAGAGGAGCCAUUAUAGUAGCAGAGUUGGUGUCCUGUAUGAAGAGAGCUCUGGCCAGAAUGCUUGUUGUUAUUGUUAGUUUAGGAUUUGGAAUAGUCAAGCCCCGUCUAGGUCCAAUGCUGCACCGUGUACUUGGUAUGGGAGCCCUUUACUUUAUUCUUGGAUCAGUGGAAGGGUGCUUGAGAGUACUCAAUCCUAGAGAAGACCCUGAUAACCAUGCUAUGUUGGCACGCAUACCUCUGGCAGUGUUGGAUGCUGCCAUUUGUUGGUGGGUAUUCUCCAGUCUUGUCCAAACCACAAGGACUCUGAGACUGAGGAGAAAUGUAGUGAAGCUGAGCUUGUACAGGCAUUUUACAAAUACCUUGAUAUUUGCUGUAGUAGCCUCUGUAGCAUUCAUGAUUUGGUCCAUCAAGCAGCAUACAUUUGCUGAGUGCUUGCAGGACUGGGCAGAGUUGUGGUUGGAUGACGCCUACUGGCACCUGUUGUUUUCUGUUAUUCUAAUGGUGAUAAUGGUUCUUUGGAGACCCACUAUCAACAACCAGAGAUAUGCAUUCUCCCCACUGCUAGAUGCAGCAGACCAGGAAGCAGAGGAACCCAUGAUGAAUGAUGCUUUUGAGGGAAUGAAGAUGAGAGGAUUAAAAGCUGAAGGUCAAGUGAAGCCCAAGGAACCAGCCUCCAAAGUGGAGGACGAUCUGAAGUGGAUAGAAGAAAACAUUCCUGCAUCAGUAGCUGAUACUGCCCUCCCAAGCCUGUUGGAUUCAGAUGAAGAAAUCAUGACCACCAAGUUUGAGAUGUCCAAGAUGGAGUGAAAAUAUGGAUGAAUUUACACUUUAGUUUCUGAAGGGAUGAAGCACGAUUUGAUUAUUAAGGGUUGGGUUUCCUUUAUAUGGAAUUGUCAGUGAUGUCAUGCUCUUCAAGAUAUCUAUUUGGGAUGUCAUUCCUCUCCUUUCUGACUAUCUCACCUGUGCUAAAAUAUCUCUCAAGCAACUUACAGGGAAAAUUGAUGAGACAGCUAACAGUUUUAACUUGUUAAAAGCAAAAGUUGUUUCUUUAAGUUGUUAACUUUAAAAUGCGCAUUUCAGUAUUUAAAAAGAAAAAAAACGUACUUUUUAUGAACCGUGCCCAAUUGUUUGCACAUCAUAUAGAGUUAAAAGUGAAGCAUAAGUUGUGUAGUGUUUAAACCGUCUUGGCUUACAAUAACUUUAAAAGAUGACAAUACAAGGCCCUUUUCACAUUGUGCAGUUUAUUUAACUUCAUCGCAUUGUUUUGAGAGAUUGACAACUCAGUAGCCUGGCUAUUAUGUAAGAGUCAUCUAAAUGGAGUUACUGCCAUGGCCACAUAAUCGGAUUCAAUUUGAUUGAUCCAGGCAGUUGUAUACAAACUAGUGAUAGGGAGCAUAACUCCCCAUUACAUUAGGGUCAGUCUUGAUGUUGCGGUACAGGUAAGUAAACAAGUGAGAAGGGCCCAAAGUAUACAUCAUUUGAUUUCUUUGCCCUGUCUAUAUUUGAUUGGAAAUCGUUCAAUUGCAGAUUUGUCAAUUUUGUUACAUCUCACAUUCAUGAUCUCUCGGCUUUAAAUAAGGGCGAGUUGUGUUAUUAUGAGGGGUUGAUUUUUUUGCUGGAACAAUGCCUAGAUUAUUGCAUAUUCCAGAAUUAAAUGUGCAGCUGGUUAAGAUGUUUUGGGAUCUUGUGGUAUGUGUAGUUUGUUUCAAUUUUUAGAUUAUUUAAUUGGGGGAUAUAGAUUUUGACUGUAGUAUUCUGAGGAAGUGCACAAUAUACAAUUGCUUUUUGUCAAAUCAUGCUGAUGUUUAAGGAGCUUAUUUUGUUGUAUAUAUGAUAAUAUAUAUAUUCAUGUUCCAUAUGUAAUAAUUUCAAAGGAAAUUUCAGAUUUAAAGUUAUUAUUUGUUUUCAGUUUCCUUUAAUUGUAAAAUAUUUUUACUGUGUAAAUAAAGUGGGUCAAUCUCUA
Molecule: messenger RNA, 2951 nt
Organism: Lingula anatina
Lineage: Eukaryota; Metazoa; Brachiopoda; Lingulata; Lingulida; Lingulidae
Product: Golgi-pH regulating cation channel
Biological process (GO): retrograde transport, endosome to Golgi
Cellular component (GO): Golgi apparatus; membrane
Source: RefSeq, a predicted model, not a curated record